This is a messenger RNA of Alternaria conjuncta, 819 nucleotides long. RefSeq lists its product as uncharacterized. The coding region runs from base 1 to 819 and encodes 272 amino acids. NCBI's taxonomy places the organism in Eukaryota, Fungi, Ascomycota, Dothideomycetes, Pleosporales, Pleosporaceae. The record is from RefSeq and is a predicted model, not a curated record. The transcript is spliced from 4 exons.
AUGCCUACCGAAGCAGAGAAUAUCAAUUAUCUAUACUUGGUCCUAACCAACGAUGGCAGCCCUGUCAUUGAUUGGGAUGCCGUCUCCGCCGCGCUCGACCUCAACAAAAGCGCCGUGACAAAGCGAUGGUCGCGUCUUAAGCAGUCCAUGGACAGAAACGAGGUUCCCGGAGGUACAACGUACCAGUUCCUCUGGCUUUGUGUCAAGCACCAUAAGCGAACUCAGCCCCCAAACUGGAGUGAAAUCGCAGCCAAGGCCAAUACUACUUCUGGAGCGGCGUCCAAGCGCUAUUCUCGCAUGAAGAAGGUAUUCGAGGACAACGAAACCGCUCCCGAUGCAGGCACUCCUCGCUCGCCCGUCAAGAACACACCCACCAAGGCCAAGGGUACUCCGAAGUCGGCCGCCAGGAAGCCUCGCAAGGCUACCACUUCUUCCGGCGACGAUCAGGACGACGUUCAAACUAGCCCGGUCAGUAAGCGCAAGCGUGCCUCGCCGAAGAAGAAGCUCGCCGCUACCGAUGAGGAAGCCGAGGUCAAGCCUGAGCCAGACAACGAGGGCGAAGGUGAGGACGAUGAGCUCCUAGAUACCAAGCCCAAGCGCGCGAAGAUCGGCAAGAAAAAGAUGAAGGUCAUCCCCAAGCCUAGGCCCAAGGAUAUCGUCAAGAAGGAAGAGACCAACGACGACGGCGAGGACUCUUUCGUCGACGCCCAGGAAUCGCUUGACCACCAGGAAGAUGCUCAGGAUGUCCACCACGACAGCUACGCCGUUCAAGAUCCGGAGCCAGCUGACUCUCUUGUUUGCAGCGAUGACUUCAUCUGA